AUGAAAGUGUCAGCAGUCUUGUUCUUCUUCGUGAUAACAUUCUCUAUGGCCGCUGCUUACAUUCAGAAUCUAAACCCUUAUGCCAAGAUGAACUACUUCUGGGCACAGUCUGGAGCACCAGCUAAGCGAGAAGAAAGAAACGGUAAGAUAAAUACAGUAAUCUUACGAAUGUUAAACUAAAAUUAUUAAAUGAAAAAACAAAGUUACCUGGCCUUAUAUAACCAUAGUAAUCUUACCUCGUUUCUACUGUCUGCUACAUUAAUACAGUAAAUACGUCUGAUAUAAAACUACAGUAAUCUUAAACCCAAAGUGUAAUAUUGCAAUAGAUUGUACUAUUUUAUCUCUUCCUAAUGAGACUUCAUGAUGACGUAUCACCUAUUGUCGUCCUAAAAUACGAAACUUCAGUUAAUCCAGAGCCGGCCCCACGUCAUGUGACACGUUUCGUCUACUUCCCAUCUACGUUACCCUUCGCCAGACCUAUGAAGUUCCCACUAAACGAAUAA
Messenger RNA from Bursaphelenchus okinawaensis, 503 nucleotides. NCBI's taxonomy places the organism in Eukaryota, Metazoa, Nematoda, Chromadorea, Rhabditida, Aphelenchoididae. The record is from the annotation of a GenBank genome assembly.